AGAUGUUUAGUACAGUGUAGGAACUAGGGUUUUAAAACUUCACAUCUGAAUAUAACCCUCGGUUCUGCCUUUUAACGCCUCUCUCUGUGUGUUUCUGCUAUCCGUUCAAGAGUAAGCGAAAAUAAUGGAGAAAACAAAAGGCAGAAAGGAGGAGGUGGUUACUAGAGAGUACACAAUCAACCUCCACAAGCGCCUGCAUGGCUGCACCUUCAAAAAGAAGGCUCCAAAGGCCAUAAAGGAGAUAAGGAAGUUUGCUCAGAAGGCUAUGGGGACAACUGAUGUGAGAGUGGACGUUAAGCUGAAUAAGCAAAUCUGGAGCAGGGGGAUCCGGAGUGUCCCAAGAAGGAUUAGGGUUCGCAUUGCUCGCAAGAGGAAUGAUGAUGAAGAUGCUAAAGAAGAGCUCUACUCUCUUGUCACUGUUGCUGAAAUCCCAUCAGAAGGCCUCGGAGGCUUGGGCACCAAGAUCAUUGAAGAUGAGGAUUAAUCCAAAUUGUGUUUCUUAAUAUUUCAAAUUACAGGUUAGAUUGAAAAAGAAAAUGGGAGAUUUUGCAAAUGUUGAGUGCUUGCAGACAGCUUACUUUUGUUAUUUAGAUGACUUCUCUCGCCGUUGUUUAAAUUUUUCAGGUUUUACCAUUUUUGUUUCUGCCAUGCUUAAACUUAUCUUUUUUGGGUCAUAAUGUGCUUCUACAGUCAUGUUCAUUUCAUCCCAAUAGCGGCUACUUUCAGUGAAAAUUGAGUUGUUUUUCUUUGAUA
Ricinus communis (castor bean) is the source of this 753-nucleotide messenger RNA. Its product is annotated as 60S ribosomal protein L31. Gene Ontology annotation, cellular component: cytosolic large ribosomal subunit; ribosome. Gene Ontology annotation, biological process: cytoplasmic translation. The coding region runs from base 125 to 484 and encodes 119 amino acids. Gene Ontology annotation, molecular function: structural constituent of ribosome. The record is from RefSeq and is a predicted model, not a curated record. Lineage: Eukaryota; Viridiplantae; Streptophyta; Magnoliopsida; Malpighiales; Euphorbiaceae. The transcript is spliced from 2 exons.